Molecule: messenger RNA, 3171 nt
Organism: Austrofundulus limnaeus
Lineage: Eukaryota; Metazoa; Chordata; Actinopteri; Cyprinodontiformes; Rivulidae
Gene: ttll1
Product: tubulin tyrosine ligase-like family, member 1
Exons: 10
Coding region: 30-1367 (445 amino acids)
Biological process (GO): protein polyglutamylation; microtubule cytoskeleton organization
Cellular component (GO): ciliary basal body
Molecular function (GO): tubulin binding; tubulin-glutamic acid ligase activity
Source: RefSeq, a predicted model, not a curated record
CAACAGGAGGGCCUUCCAAAACUACCAUCAUGUGGAYGUCACCACAACUGAGGAGUGAUGAUGCAAAGACUCUUGAAUUGGGAGGCACUAUGGCCGGUAAGGUGAAGUGGGUGACAGAUAUUGAGAAAUCAGUGCUCAUCAAUAACUUUGAAAAAAGGGACUGGAUUCAAGUAACAGAAACUGAGGACUGGAAUUUUUACUGGAUGAGCAUCCAGACCAUCAGGAAUGUGUUCAGCGUGGACACCGGCUACCGCCUGUCUGAUGAGCAGAUGGUUAACCACUUCCCCAACCACUACGAGCUGACCAGGAAGGACCUGAUGAUCAAGAACAUCAAACGCUACCGCAAGGAACUGGAAAAGGAAAGCAGUCCUCUUGCAGAGAAGGACGAGAACGGGAAAUACAUUUAUUUAGAUUUUGUCCCUGUCACGUUCAUGCUUCCGGCCGAUUAUAAUUUGUUUGUGGAGGAGUUUCGUAAAAACCCAUCCAGCACCUGGAUCAUGAAGCCCUGCGGGAAGGCCCAGGGCAAAGGCAUCUUCCUCAUCAACAAGCUGUCUCAGAUUAAAAAGUGGUCGAGGGACAGCCGCACCUCAACGUUUGUGGCAGCGUCCAGUGGGAAAGAGGCGUACGUCAUCUCUCUGUACAUUGACAAUCCUCUGCUGAUAGGAGGGAAGAAGUUCGACCUGCGYCUCUAUGUUCUGGUGACAACGUACCGGCCCCUGAAAUGUUACAUACUUUAUAUGUUGGUCUUCUGCAGAUUCUGCACAGUAAAGUACACACCCAGCACCAGCGAACUGGACAACAUGUUUGUUCACCUCACUAACGUGGCCAUCCAGAAACACGGAGACGACUACAACCACGUCCACGGAGGCAAGUGGACGGUCAGCAACCUGCGUUUGUACCUGGAGAGCACCAGAGGAAAGGAGGUGACGAACCGACUCUUUGACCAGAUCAACUGGAUUGUGGUGCAGUCGCUGAAGGCCGUCGCACCCGUGAUGAACAACGACAAGCACUGUUUUGAGUGCUACGGGUAUGACAUCAUUAUCGAUGACAAGCUGAAGCCGUGGCUUAUCGAGGUCAAUGCCUCGCCGUCGCUGACCUCCAGCACGGCAAACGACCGCAUCCUCAAAUACAACCUGAUCAACGACACGCUGAACAUCGUUGCGCCCAACGGGGAGAUCCCAGACUGCCGCUGGAACCGCACUCCGCCCAGAGAGGCCCUGGGCAACUACGAAGUCCUGUACGACGAGGAGCAGGCGCAGAGCGAGAACGCCGAGCGGGACCUGCGGAGCCGCUCGGGUCAGCCGCCGGGAUCCAAGGGCGCCAAGGGGAGCGCUGGCGUUCGCUCUGCGGCGGCCACGUGGAAGUGAAGCGGAACUGGCGAUGUCCUCCUGAGGGUUCGAACCUCGGGGAACGAGGAGUGAAACGUGAACCACACACAUUGUGUUUUGACCCCACUGACGGACAACUUUCUCCUUUACUUUUACUGACUGUGGCACAAAACAAAMGACGGUUUAUGGUUCUUGGUUGACACCACAAAGGUGCUAUCAAAAGGACGAUAUKUGUGAGGAUUAGAAAAACGAUAAGAGCACUAACCCAAAACCAGGGAAGUUGAUYGUUUGCAAGCAGAGCCAGCAGGAUGAAACGCCUUCGCUUCAUGUUUUUAAAUUAUAGCCAUGCUGAGGCUAACAAACAUGGAUUGUAUACAGUAUUGGAAAAACCUAUUUUAUUUAUGUCUCAAGUAUUUAUUUAUGUAUUUAUUUAUUUUAAUGCAAACUUAUUCUUUCUCCUAUUUUCUCAUCUUAAAUCUUAAAGAUGAAUGUGUUUGGAGGGAACUUUUAUGUACCUUUGCUGUUUGUUUCCUCCAGUUAUUGAUGUAUUUAAGCAGUUUUUAUGAGUAAAAAGCAACUUUUUAAUACUCUCACUUAGGGCUGAAUGGUAUUGAGACCCAUAAAUAUAUAAUACUAAGUUGUGGUAUUUGAAAACAAAAGCUACAUGUUGUGUUUAUCUUUAAUUUUCUCUUUUCUAUUUAUUAUUGUGGUAUUGGUGUUGUCUAGGAAUGAAGAAAGAAAUUUUUUUGGAGAAAAGUAUUAAUUCUUUUAUAGGCAUGGAUAAAAUUACAGUUAAACUAGAGUUAUAAGCCAUUUGUUGCAGCUCUGCCUGUGUCAUAUCAUUUGACAUAAAAUCCCUAAACGAAAGAAAAACUGCUGAAAAAUAAUAGCUUUCUGUAACUCUAUAAGGAUUAAAACGAGCUGUUGGUUCUGACUCGGUUUCAUCCAGUCCUGCCUUAACAAAGAAACCCAUUUGAUGUAUGGAGUUAAGUUACUAGAAGAUGCUUGAUGUUUGUUAAAACAAACAUUGUCUAACUAAUUUUUCUAACGUUUUUACAUGUUUUCGACUUAUUAUUUUAAAACGACCUACUUCUUGUUUCACUGAUAGCAUUAAAUGUCUUUAAUGAAUGAAUCUGAAUAAGAGUUUAGUCUCUCUAAAGGCAAUUUACCGUCAUUUUCUUCUGCACUCUUUGACAAUAAAAGCUUGAUUCCACUUUAGUCUCACGCCAACACUUUUUAUUUCCUCCUUGUUGUUAACGGCAGAGUUUCAAGACGUCCACCUGUGUGGCUAAACUUGGUGAGAAACUGGAACCGAGUAUCUGUUGGUUGGAAUUAAWCUCGUUAAAGACCGCUUCUCUUCACUUUGCAGCUGUGAGUCUCAUCCUGUACGUGAGUUUCCAGGAGAUUAAAAAUAGACGAGUGUAAAAAAAGCAGAUGUGAGGAUUUGUUGUAAGUAAGAUACAGAUUAYACCUUUUCUUUAGACAAAUGUGGUCAAAACUGAAAUCUGAAAAGUGUGGCGUGUAUUCAGCACCUUUGAGUGAAUGCUGGUGUGUUCCACGUGUUUUACGGCUAUUUGAUCAGUGUUCUGUAACAAACCUCAAACCUUCACAAAAAAGCUGGAUUAAAGAGAUUAAAUUACUCAGAGGUGGACUCUGGAGGCAACUGGCUACACUGGAUUUUAGUUGGAGUAAAGGGGACUGAAUACGGAUCUUUAUUUAUUAUUUUCUGUCCACUUUACAGUUAAUUUGUGUUGUCACUUGAAUCCCAGUGAAUGCUGAAGUUUGUGGUUGUAAUGUGACAUGGAAAAAGAGGUAUAAAUGUUGUUUAUGUUUAUUCCUUACA